Manis javanica (Malayan pangolin) is the source of this 1785-nucleotide messenger RNA. NCBI's taxonomy places the organism in Eukaryota, Metazoa, Chordata, Mammalia, Pholidota, Manidae. The record is from RefSeq and is a predicted model, not a curated record.
CUCAGGCCUUUGCUGUUUGCGUGCUUGUGGGGGUGGGGGACAGUCGUCAUUCCCUGGAACCCGCGGACUUCCUCUCUCCCUGUCUGGGUCAUUCUGUCUGCCGGUCGCUGGCCCCAGGCUCGCUCUCUGGCCCGAGACCUCUCUCUCUCUCAGCAGCUGUCCCUCUCGUGCCCGCUGGCCUCUCUCUCUCUCCUUCCCCGCAGUCGCCUCCUUCUCCGCCUGCCUGGGUGGCCAUCAUGGGCAGGAAGCGGCUCAUCACUGACUCCUACCCUGUAGUGAAGAGGAGGGAGGGCCCCGCUGGGCACAGCAAGGGGGAGCUGGCACCAGAGCUAGGGGAAGAAACCCAGCCCCUGAGCGUGAGCGUGGAUGAAGCGGCGCUGGAGCUGCUGAGGCAGUUUGACCUGGCCUGGCAGUAUGGGCCCUGCACAGGGAUCACACGGCUGCAGCGCUGGCAUCGGGCAGAGCAGUUGGGCUUGGAGCCUCCCCCCGAAGUGCGUGAGGUGCUGCAGACUCACCCUGGAGAUCCCCGCUUCCAGUGCAGCCUCUGGCAUUUCUAUCCUCUUUGAGGCUCCACUGAAGACCUCCUGCUGGCUACCCAAGAACCUUAGCACACAAGAACCAGUUGCCGCUGUUCAGCUCACCUUUGCCUUGGAGAACCUUUGGCAGGAAGGAGUCUCACAGGGAAGGAAAGGCUGGAUCCGACCUCUCCGCAGCACAGCCCCCCAUCUAACCAGCAGGCUGCUGGAGCCCCCUCUGAGAGCUGACACAGCUCAAGUCCAGUAUGUCCUACAUUCAGAGUGACAAGGACCUGGCCAUGACCCUUCCGAUGCCUCCCAGACCAAACCACUUCAGUCCUGGGGACGAAGUGGCAAACUAGGCACAGCCUUAGGCAAAGCCAGACUCAGGCAAAUGAUCUCAGAAGCAAAGAUGCACUCCCCACCUAAGGCUGGGCAUCUGAGGGCAGAACUGGCUAAGCUCACGGGGCAAGGGGUUCACUAAUGCUCAUCAAUAAAGAACACUGAGCCUGGAAGCCUGAACUCCAGCCCCUUAAUGUGGCCCUGCUUGGGCUGGCAGCACCCAUCAAGUUUAUAGGUGGGAGAGAGCCAGCACCUUGCUUUCCUGCAAGCUGCACGCGGCUCUUCUGCUGCCUAAGCCUAGACCUGGGAGGGAGGAAAGACCUCAAGAGACCCUGGCACAAGUCCUCACAAAAGCUGAGCAACCUUUGAUGCCCCCUGGUGGUGCAGAGGGAAACUACUCUUUAGUCACCUUAACUGACCAGCCAGGGAAAACAUGCCAGACUGCCACCCAGCCUGCCCAGUGUUGUCCACUUCACAAAAAUGGCUCCUCUCUCAGAGGAGGAUCCAGGGCCCCACAGCUCAUAAGGUUCAGGCAGACCUACACAUUCCCAGCAAGCACCUCUGCUUCCCGCAUGGAGUCCACCUGGACCCAAAGCAGGGUUGGGGGAUCAUUCCACUCACAGCACCUGCUCAGAGAUGGUGGGGAACUGGACAGUGCUGGGGUGGAGGAGAACCAGCCGAGCCAAAAACACUGCUUAGGGGACCCUGGGACGGUGAGCCACAGAGAGGGAAUUAGUACUCCUUAUGUGGUGUUGCCUUCAGUUGAUGUAUCAGCCUUCCAUCCUGGGGCACAGAGAAACAUCACUAUUGACUCCUUGGAAAAAGGCCUAGAGAGCUGUUGAGCACUGACCAUGCCUCAAAUACAUGAAAUGUAUUAUCUCUAAACUUCCCAAAAAACCCAUUAAGGUAGAUGAUACAGGGAAGGAAC